Mercenaria mercenaria is the source of this 1884-nucleotide messenger RNA. RefSeq names its product X-box-binding protein 1-like. The coding region runs from base 140 to 817 and encodes 225 amino acids. NCBI's taxonomy places the organism in Eukaryota, Metazoa, Mollusca, Bivalvia, Venerida, Veneridae. The record is from RefSeq and is a predicted model, not a curated record. Gene Ontology annotation, molecular function: DNA-binding transcription factor activity, RNA polymerase II-specific; RNA polymerase II transcription regulatory region sequence-specific DNA binding. The transcript has 3 exons. Gene Ontology annotation, cellular component: nucleus.
AAACGACACAUCAUCAGACUAAACAAAACGAACGAGUAAGUAACACGUAAACAUGAAAUCUUGACAAAUGUUCAGUGAAAUUAUCCGCUAAUGCGGCAGUUUUUUUCUUAAAAUCUGGAAUCGACUUAAGACCGAAAAAAUGACAACGCUACAGCCUCAAACGAUUGUGAUCAAGACACUGCCGGCGAAGACGCCGACAACAUUGACGGUGACAAGCCAGCUGGAGCACGAUAUGCUGGAUGACCUCUACGGGGACGAUGGACCCCGAAAACGCCGACGGUUGACACAUCUCUCGCAGGAAGAAAAGCUUUUGAGAAGGAAAUUAAAGAAUCGGGUGGCAGCUCAGACAGCAAGGGACAGGAAGAAAAAUUUUAUGAGUGAACUGGAACAAAAAGUGGCAGAACUUGAGAGGGAAAACAAAAAAUUACAACAGGAGAACAAAGCCUUAAAAUCAGAAUCAGGCACAUUGCAGAAGCAGAAUCAGCAAUUGAAGGGCCGACUAUGUGAGCUUGGUUGUGGGUCCGUUAAGACAGAGGUGGUACCAGGAUCAGCAGCAUCCGCUGGCCUUCAGCAGCAAGGGCAGAUCCCACCUGUGUCAUACUGGACCAACACUUACACAGCUUCAAUGUUGACUCUAAGCCUGACACUCUUGUUAGCAUCCUCCCAGCCAUCAAUCAGUCGCAAAUCUCCAACAAAAGUUCUGUCUCCACGGUUGAGAUCUCAUCCCUACCUGGAUCUCCCGGAAACCAUGGCAACACAGAAGAAACGAGCAUGGUGGGGCCCUCAUCAACAGAGCUGGAAUCCUUCAAAGAACUGAUGCAAUUUGAUCAUGUCUAUUUUAAGCCCCAGCCCAAGGGCAAGACAAACUCAUCUGGUCAAAUUAAAGUUUCUCCAAAUGUGUUAAGCAAAAAUAAAACUGUACGAAGUGUUCUGAAAGUGACUGAAAAUGGCAGUAAUGUGAAAAAUGUGCAAGUUGUUAUUACCUCCGACUUACCUGAUGUACAGUUUGUGAAAGACUGCAAUUCAGUAUCACAGACUAACCAGUCAGACUCUUUUGAAACCAUUAAUGUUGAUGAUUAUGACAGCGACAUGUUAAACAAUUUGAACUUUGACCUUUUGGAUGACCUCGAAAACAUCUUGAAAGCUGAUACGGAAGGUUUGACCUGCCCUAAAGAUAGUUAUUUUCAGUCUCAAACAGGUGACAAUGGACUCGUUUUAAACGAAAGUAAUUCUCGAGGACAGAAGAGGAAAGUGAAUGAGAUUGAAGCAAUUGUUGACACUCUUACAUGUGAUGUUCCUGAGAAGGCAUUGUCAGUAGAUUCGGACUACAUUAGUGAUGUUCCUUCUCCAUACAGUACUGGUUCCCCAUAUAGCGUACAUGAUUCUGGGUCACCUUUAACUGACACAAACAUUGAAUCACCUCUAGCCGGCAGUGUUUGGGAGGAAUCGUUCACGGAGCUAUUUCCUGAUCUUAUGUAAUAUACAUCUCUUCUGACUGUUACAGGACACUUUUCACACAUUUUACUUUUCUCAUUAACUUACAAAUUCAACAGAAGUCAAUGAGAAAACAUGUUUCCAUGGAAACCUUUGUCUUGACAUAUUCAUUUGAACAAUAAUGAGAAAUUGUUUAAAGGUAUAUGGGAAGAUUAUUAUUUCCGUGAUCUGUUGUCAUGGAAACAUUGAUAAUUUAGCCAAGAAAACGGCAUAACAUACUGAUUUAUUGUGUUAAAGAGUGGCAGUAAUUGUUUCAUCUUUCAUUCAUGAUUUUAUUUGUUCAGAUUAAUGUUAUUUGUUCAGAUUAAUGUUAUAUAUAUUUAUUAUGUCAUUUGAACCAUUAGUCCUUUUUUGUGAUUUGAAAAUAAAUUGAAAUGGGCUGGUGCAAAA